CAACUUAUGCGUGAACUCCAUCUACUAGUUUUCCGCUUGCAGCUGCUCAAGCUGCAGCAAGAAAAGUUAUCAAUCUUUUUUCACCAGCGAUUACAUCCACAUCUCAAAAUCAAAACCACAGGGAAGAAAAAUGGGCCUGUCCCACUGUAAAAUCAGCAACACGUGAGUGAAUCUUUCGUGUUUAGUUUAUCUUCGGACUUUAGAAUCCUCUGUUAUUGCAAGUACUAAGGUGUAGAGUAGCAACACGAAAGUUUGAUAAAGCAGCUAGGAGCAGUCUUUGAUUCUUUCUUGUCGUUUUGAAAGUUAGUGCAGACGGGUUAGAGGACUUUCAUCUCCGAGUUACUAGUUGCAGUUUUGGAAUUCUUUUCUCUUCAUCCUAGUACUUCGAUAGUUUUGGGAUUGAACGAACAACUAUCGAAUUGUUCAAGAAUAUUCCUCUUGUUGAUUUCUUUCAAGUACUCAUUUUCACCAUCAUCUUCUAUUCCACCUAUUGUUCAUACUUCUUGUAUUUCGGGUUCUGCUAGUUCUACAGCUUUCUUUCUGAUAAUGAUCUCAUUCUCAAUCUCAUAUUCUCACUAGGUUUGGUAUACGACUAGUAGUGUUCAUUUCAGAAGCUGCAGCAGGAGUUGUAAGUACAAAUAUCGACUAGGACUACAAGGAGGAGAACAAGAAUAUUUCUAUUUUCGUCUGUCGGUUCAACUAGAAGAGCAACAGAAUGUUGAAGCCGGACGUAAAGACCACGCAGCCGGCGGGUCUCCGCGAUGCUGUGGAGGCUUACAGCGUUAAGCAUUUCGGCGACGCUGCCAAGGCGCAAGUGCAUGAACUAGCAACGGACUUGCAAAAGCGUCGUGAGCGCGUGCGCGAUAUUCGUACCUCCGAUGCACACCUGGAGUCUUCGCGCACUGGCCUCUCUCAGUAUGUCGCGCUCGUGCAGUUGGUGGAGAGACGCUUCCCGAUUGCACAACCCGGAACCAAGGGCCUCAAUGUUGAUCUUGUUUGGUUCGACACUUUUCGGCCAAAGGUGAAGACGGCGCGGGCGACUUUUGCGUGCGAAAAAGCUGCUUGUAUCUACAAUAUGGCUGCAUUGGAAGGCUCUGCGGCUGUGUCGACCAACCGCAGCACCGAGGAGGGAUCCAGGAUGGCUACACAGCUGUUCUGUCGCGCUGCAGGAAUCUUUUCGUAUUUGCGUGACUUCAUGGCAGACGAGAUUCAAGUCGAAGCGACCGCCGAUCUAUCGCAACCAGCGCUGAACAUGUGGGCGUGUACGAUGAUUGCACAGGCAAACACCUGUGUCUACGAAAAAGGCGUCAAGGAGAAAAAAUUUAUGGCCAAGGAACCGCAACCGCAUUACAACUAAUCAAUACCUGAUACUACCUCUGGUGUCCUAAAUAUCAUACACCUACCAAAAAGAAACCUAAGUAUUCUUAAGAUUCAGCCGUGCAGCUAUUGUUAUUGUUGAUGUUAUCCUGUAUGUCCUCUAGAACUACUGGCACUGGUGGAUAGCACAAUUAUGAUCACUGUCAUUUUUCUUCCUCCUUGUUCAUUCUUUUGCGUUCGCUGUUGGCCAGAUUGGCGAUGCGCGUGGCCAUGGAUUAUCAGUUGUGUUUGACGUCCGCUCGGAAGCUUUCCGGAGCGAUUGGACCAGAAUUUGCCGAGAUUUUCGCAGCACAAGAGCGCACGUUCCUAGCGGCGGCUACUUUCCAAAAGGCAAUGUCAGAGCGGGAGGCGAGCGAGAGCACGAUGAAAGGCUGGGGCGAGACCUUAGCGCGUUUUCGCUGCGCCUUGGGAUUGGUGGAGGAGACCGCGCAGAGACACGCAAAGUACGCAGACAUUGCGUCGCUGCGCCAAACGGUGCAAGUGGAAUUCCAGAAAGUGAAGCAUGACUGCGAUAACAUCUACUUUCCGAGGGACGAGCCAUCGGUUACGCAACUCUCACCGAUUGUGCCGAUCGACGUGAGUAAGCCUACGAUUGUGCGAUUAGAGGACUUGAUUGGUUCGCACUCGACUUCACCGCCAGGGUCCGGUGUCGAGCAACCAGGCAGUGGAAGCGGGGAUCAGCCGCCAAGCGCAUCCGCUCUUGUCGCCGCCAAAUAUCGCAGUGUGCUCAACGGAUUGCUUCCUCGCGAGGUGUCCUCCGCGCUGCAGGACUACAGCAUGCGGCAGGAGUCUGUGCUGUUUGCAUUGGACGACGAUGUGAAGCAGUUACGGGCAGAAGUCGAGGGCCGACUGGCCGAAAAGAGCUUACCGAUCGCAGUGAUGGAGACGGGGAACGACGUGGACGACCGCAGCAUGCCGGAAGAGCUGUGGAACAAGGUUUUGGACGUCAACAGCAAAGGCGGCGUGGAUGCAGUCACGAACAGCAUGGAAGCUCUGGGCCAGUACGACAACAUUUGCGAUGCUUUGCUCGAGGAGAGUCUGCAGAAGUUGGACGAAGAGCGAGCUGAAGACGCGGAGUGCUUCAACAAGUACGGUCCAGAGAAGUGGAAGCGAGAGAGCAGCAACAAAUUGCAAGAGGGCUUUCGCCAAAACCUGCAAUCUUACCAGCAGAAAUUGGCUGAAGCGCGAUCUGCGAACGAGCUUCUGCGAAGCAGAUUCACUGCCCUAAAAGCGAACGCCAACACCGCUCUGAUCGGACCCUCGCGUUCGCGCCAGGAAAUCGAGAAUGGUCUUCCCAGCGACAGACCCACCAGCGCCAACGGUGCCCAGGAUAACAAAUUUGGUGCCGUGAAGCAGGCGCUGCAGGCACUCGAAGCUCAGCAGCAGGCCUUGGCUGCCAAGGUGGAGGAAGCAAAACAAACGAUUAAGCUUGAGGCGGGUCCGCUGGAAGAGGAGUUGCUAAAUUGCGGACGUGACGGCCUGGCGAACGAUUCAAUCAUGAGCAGCUUCGGGAAAAAGAACCUCGUCGCUCAGUGCAGACAGAUUGUGGAGCAUCGAGUGGAGCAACACCAGCUUGCGCGGGAUAACCGUGAGCUCGUCGAGUUGAGAGCGACAGUACGCAAAGAGUGCAAUCAGGUCCUGGAGUUGUAUGUAGCGACGCUAGAGGCCACCAAGUCGGCGCAGGCGGUUUCGGAACGCGCAAAAGCCUUGUCGGUGCUCGAGACCACAGCCUCCAUCAUCGUGACCAUGAUUAAGGACGUUGCCGACGGCAUCAACUUCUACACGCGACUGGGAGACUUCCUAAGGCAGAGCAAACAACAGAUUAGUGAUUACUGCUUCGCGCGACAGGAAGAGAAAACGCAAAUUAUUGAGAACUUGCCGCCGGAACCAAAGCCCGCGUCUAGCGGACGGCCCAGCGGCGAACAACCUGGAUCUGGUGGAGUGGGCUUUGGCGGACAACCGCAACAAGCACCAGGAUCAGGAAAAGGAGCACCCGCGUCCGGUAAGACAUUUCGCCCGAGUCGUCUUCAUACCACUUUUAUCUUGCAUGCUUUUAGGAGUAUUUUUGUUUGCGUUUCUUGAGUGGUCAUGAGUAUCAUGCUUUCAGCCAAGAGCGUUGUAAGCUGUGAUGGGGAAACUCGAGUCUGAUGUGUUGACUUCUUCUUAUUCGUACCCAAAGCCAAAAGGAAGUAAACAUGUGUACUCUUUCCAAAAAUAGGUCCACGGUGUUUCAAAGUCUCUUCUUCAGGUGCACCAGUUCGUAUGCCCUCCUGCGAGCUGCAAAAGGGAGGAGGCAAUGCUGGUCGCGGAAUGGCGGCCUUGUUUGGUGACGGAGGAAAAAUGCCUUCUCCACAACAGGUGCCGCAGCCUGUUCCAGCUUCAAUGAUGCCGCCGCAGAAUCAAAUGCCGCCUCCGCAAGGUACUGGUUACAGCAGCGGAGGCAACGGGCAGCAGCAGGUGUUGAAUAUGCAAGGAGGACAGAUGAUACCACAGCAAGCUGGUGAUCAAAACGCGAUGCUGCAGCAACAAAUGAAGGGAUCUGAUGGCAUGAGUCCGAACUUUCAACAGCCCCAGCAGAACCAGCAGAUGCCAUCAGCAUCAGGACAAAAGGGCGGUCAACAGCAGCCUGCAGGUAAUAUGAUGGUCGGAAAACAGGGUCAACAACAGGCGCAGCAAAUGGCGGGUCAGCAGCAGCCGAUGAUGGGUCAGCCGCAGCCGAUGAUGGGCAAGCAGCAGCCAGUACAGAUGACAUCGCAACAAUAUCAGCAAGGUGGCGGAGGUCCUGGAUUCCAGCAGCAGCAUCAACAGGCCUUUCAGCACCAGCACCAGAAAGGUUCGCAGUCGCCGACAAAUCCGCAUAUGGGCAUGGGCGGGAAAAAUAUGAUGCCGCCGUUCAGCCAAGGAACCCCACAACAGCCUGGUUUUGCGACACCCGGAGGUGCUGCUCAAGAACAAGUCACACCAAGCCAGCAACGAGGGCCCAGUACUACAAUGUCGCCGAUGGGACAGAAUGUGGGCAUGUCGCCUGCACCACAACAACAGGUGGGGCAGUAUCAGCAGCAACCGCCUCAGCAAUUCAAUCAACAACCAGGGCACAACCCUCAGUUUGCAGGAGCAACAGGAGGAGCACAACAGGCCCAGGAGUAUGGUUACAAUUCGCAGCAACCGAUGAUGCAGCAACAGCAGCCCAUGAUGGCUAACAAUAUGGCACAACAACAUCCCCAAAUGAUGGGACAGCAGCCUCAGAUGAUGGGACAGCAGCCCCAGAUGAUGGGCCAACAACCACAAAUGAUGGGGCAACAGCCACAGAUGAUGGGGCAACAGCCACAGAUGAUGGGACAUCAGCCGCCGAUGAUGGGGCAGCAGCCGCAGAUGAUGGGACAUCAGCCGCAGAUGAUGGGACAGCAGCCGCAGAUGAUGGGACAGCAGCCGCAGAUGAUGGGGCAACAGCCGAUGACGCAGCAGCAGCCGCAAAUGAUGGGUCAACAGCCCAUGGGCCAGCAAUACAACGCACAGCAAAUGGGUGGAGUACCCAUGAAUCAACAGCAGCAAUUCAAUAUGCCCACGCCUGCCCAGUUCCAACAAAUGGGAUACCGAUAGCGAAGACGCUCAGUAUGUAUCUAUUCAAGCAUUUCUCAUCAUGCGUGUGUACAUUCAUGCCUCAUAUUUCGUUUGCUUUUUCAUCUGUGAAUAUCAACACAAACAAUUGCUACACUAGUAGACUAAUUUUCUAAUCACAUCCAUGACAUCAUAACUUGUAGUUUACGAUAAAGAAAAGGGAGAGAAAUUAUCACUGUCACCAAGAGAAGCGCUUUAGUUUUUGGGUAAGUUCUUUGUUGACGUGAACCCGGAUUUAUUACUUGUUGUCUUUUAUGAAACACUGAUAGUAAAACGGUCAACGUCAACCAGUACCUUUGUAAGGGUAUGAAAUGAAGCAAGUUGUCCUAAGGCACGAGGAAGUGAAACAUGUUAUCUGAGGACGAAAACGUCGAGAAGGGAACGUCAAUGACGACGGAGACAUAAUACUUAGGAUAAAUCUUGUCUUAACAUAGAUUUAUUAAUAUUAAUUUACCAAUAUUCUGUUUCUGGGCGGCUGUCCUCCUUCUUUCACAUUUCGCUGUCACGAUACUAGAGUCAUCAAGUUGCGACUUCCAGGAAGAACAAUGACUAUGACAAUGAUCUCUGCUUGUAAUACUCAGAUCCGUGUGUAGUAUCAGUAUGCAAUGUCAAACACUCACCUUUAGAGAACAAGCAGCAACGGCGUGACCGGUCGUAAAUGAGGUGUAGUGAUAUUUUUGUGACGCAGAGCGAACCCGUUGAAGAAGGCUAAGAAACCCCUCACCUCCCUCGGACCUCAUCCCAAGAACACGACAUACAUUUUUACUGAGUUGUAGUACCAACAUAACAAGACCAGUGGCAGGCACUCCCAUCUACUACCACCUACUAC
Amoebophrya sp. A25 is the source of this 5824-nucleotide messenger RNA. The record is from the annotation of a GenBank genome assembly. NCBI's taxonomy places the organism in Eukaryota, Dinophyceae, Syndiniales, Amoebophryaceae.